Molecule: messenger RNA, 1140 nt
Organism: Auanema sp. JU1783
Lineage: Eukaryota; Metazoa; Nematoda; Chromadorea; Rhabditida; Rhabditidae
Source: the annotation of a GenBank genome assembly
UUGAUAAGAGCGAGAAGUUGUAUUAGCCAUUUGAUCAAAAUGGACAGUUCGAGACAAACAGACAAACAUGGAAGAAAAAAGUUAAUCAAGCACUUAGUGCUCGAUACAGGAGCUAUCAUCGCUAACGUGAACCUCCAUCAUCUUGCUGAUAACUAUUAUGCUCCACCUGAUAUAAUCAAAGAGUUGAAAUGGAAGAAGUCGAAGAUUGCUUUGGAAUUGUUACCAUUCGAGAUCAAAUUCAGAGAGCCAUCACCCAAAUCACUUAAAGCUGUAAUCGAUGCUGCUAAGCAAACUGGAGACUUCAAAUCAUUGUCAGGCCCUGAUAUGAAGGUCUUGGCUCUGACUUUUGAGUUAAUGAACGAGUUCAGCAAUAAAGUUGUAGCAGAGGUUUCCGAGACAGAUUUGGCAGAAGUCACCAAAGCACUCGAAGAAAAAGUAAAGUUGGAAGAAGCCAAUGCCGCAGCAGCAGAAGAAAAGGAUAAAGAAGAGGGUGAAGAAGGUUCUGAAGAUGAGCGUAAUAAGCUGCCCGAAGGAUUUUGUGAAGACGGAGAUAGUGACGACGACGAAGGCUGGAUAAACGAAGAUAAUCUUGCGGGUGCUCUGAAGAAAUUAGGAGCUUUUGAGGUUUCCGAGGAAUUAGUUGUCGGAUGUUUAUCAACUGAUUUCGCUCUACAAAACGUUUUGUUGUUUAUGCAUCUCGGUCUUGUUUCUUUAGAAGGAUUAAGGAUAAGAAAACUUAGAUCUUUCCUCCUCAGAUGUCGAGCAUGCUAUAACACCACUACUAAUAUGGAAAAAGAGUUUUGUCCUUCCUGUGGAAACAAAUCCUUAUAUAAAUGCCCAGUUUCUGUAGAUGAAAAUGGGGAGCAAAUUCUUCAUCUCAACUACAGAAGGUUAGCGAACAAGCGUGGUCUUAAGUACGCCUUAGCUGCACCAAAGGGUGGAAAGCAUUCCACUGACGAAAAACUGUUCGAAGAUCAACGCAUACCUCAAAACCGAAUGGCCAAAGUACACCUCGAUCCCCUAGCAGAUGGACCUUUCUCCAUGCACGAUACAACUUCGAGAUCUGCACUUCUUGGAAUAAGAUCGAUAGGCAAACAAAGAAAAAACCCAAAUGUAUCCAAGGGUAAUCGCAGGAAGUAA